Molecule: messenger RNA, 2193 nt
Organism: Schizophyllum commune H4-8
Lineage: Eukaryota; Fungi; Basidiomycota; Agaricomycetes; Agaricales; Schizophyllaceae
Exons: 13
Coding region: 487-2193 (568 amino acids)
Molecular function (GO): FMN binding
Source: RefSeq, a predicted model, not a curated record
UGAGUUGAAGAAGGAUCGGCGGUCGUAAGGUAUCAAGGAUGUAGCUGAGUUCCCCAUCGUAGAGGUGAGUGAGACCUACUUCGCCCGCCCUUGAGCCGACCACAUUUGGCAGUUGCUAUAGAGGUUCAAAUGUGUAUGGUUCGUAUCGCGCAAUCCCAUAGUCUUAGACCCCAGGCACGCAGAGGAUUGUGAUGGAAGGCGCUUUGGCCCUUGCGGCAGAAUGGUGUGUGUACAAGAUCGAACUCAAGAACUCCGUACGGGAUCAAUGACCUACUUACUGAUUGCUCUGCACCCGUCUCCGAUGUGUAGCUGCCACGGCCUCAUGUGGGAGUACAGCGGCUAUCUAUGUGUUGAGCGGACCCUACCGAUAUCCGCACGCCAAGAUCGACGCUGACCUAUCCUACGCCCGUGACCUGUUAACUGCGUCAGAGAGGUAUAAAGAACCAGGCUAUCCGUUAUGCGAACGUCCUUCCUCCGCCGAGAACCAUGGCGGCUCCUGCUCUCCCUGCGUACCCGUGGCGCACACCCAAAUUCUUCCAGGUGCCGGACCCGGAGUGGCACUUUGGAAGACCGGUGACAGCGACGGAAGAGGGCAAGAAGUGGAUGCAGGGCGCUGACGGGGAGGACGCCUUCAAGGGCAUGGACGCUACGACGGUUCCUCGCCGAGACCUCUACCAGCUCAUGAAGAGCGGAAUUGUACCCCGGCCAAUCGCUUUCGUGUCGACAACCUCGGCGGACGGAAUCGAUAACAUUGCGCCCUUCAGCUCGCUGAACUUCGUGACUGGAGUGGUGUCGUUCUUCGUGCAGUCAGGUGAUAAUGGACCGUCGGACACGUUGAAUAAUCUUCGUACAGGGCACGGCUUCGUCGUCAGCGUCAUCAGCGAGCCGUGGGUCACGCAGGCGUGCGUGACGGGCCUGAACGCGCCCCCAGGUAUCAGUGAAUGGGCGCUUUCUGGUCUCACCAAGAUCGCGAGCAGGACCGUGACGCCUCCGCGUGUCAAGGAAAGUGCCUUCUCGAUGGAGUGCGAGCUUAUGCACACACAUGAAAUACGCGACGCGCAGAGCGGCGACCUCGAGUAUACACAUGUGCUCGGUCGAGUGAAGUAUAUCCAUGUCCGCCGGGACGUCCUGACCGAGCGCGGCGUUGUCGACAUCCAGAAGCUCAAGCCCGUCGCACAUAUUGGUGACAUCUCGUACUGUACAAUAGGCGACGUCUUCCGCAUGCGUCCCUCGACAUGGGCAGAAGUCGAGCCAUUCAUUCCGGAUGAGAUGAAGAGAGAUGCGAGGGGAGGGGAGACGCUGCUGCAGAUGCAUAGGAUGGGCUGCUUGAACAUUGUUUGUCGAGACUCCAUCGUUUCCUCUACUCAAGCGUUCCCUAGAAUCAUGUCGAACCAGCUCCCCGCGUACCCCUGGCACACUCCCCAGUUCGUUCAGGUGCCGGACCCGGAGUGGAAGUAUGGGAAGCCUAUCACGGCGACCGAAGAAGGCAAGAAAUGGAUGGAGGGCGUCGACGAGGAGGAUGCUUUCAAUAGCGUAGAUCCAGCUACGUAUCCUCAUCGCGACCUCUACCAACUCAUGAAGAGCGCCAUCGUUCCUCGGCCCAUCGCCUUCGUGUCAACGACCUCCGCAGAUGGGAUCGAUAACAUCGCCCCCUUCAGCUCCCUGAACUUCGUCACCGGCGUGGUGUCGUUCUUCAUACAGCAAGGUGAUCACGGUCCAUCGGAUACUCUGACCAACAUUCGUACAGGCAAUGGCUUCGUCGUCAGCAUCAUCAGCGAGCCGUGGAUCGCGAACGCGCACGCGGCGGGCCUCACCGCUCCCCCGGGCGUUAGCGAGUGGGGCUUCACUGGACUCACCAAGGUGGCCAGCAAGAACGUGAAACCCCCGCGCGUCAAGGAAAGCGCUUUCUCGAUGGAGUGUGAGCUCAUGCAUACCCACGAGAUCUGCGACCUGCACACCGGGGCAGUUCAGUACACGCACGUGCUGGGACGGGUGAGCUGCAUCCACGUCCGCCGUAAUGUCCUCACGGAGCGCGGCGUGGUUGACAUUCAGAAGCUCAAGCCCGUCGCACGCAUAGGCGAUAUCUCGUACUGUACCAUCGGCGACAUCUUCCGAAUGCGCGCCCCGUCUUGGGAGGAGGCCGAGCCGCUGAUCCCGGAGGAGUUGAAGAGAGAUGCGAAGGGAGCGCAGUAG